Molecule: messenger RNA, 3539 nt
Organism: Cydia pomonella (codling moth)
Lineage: Eukaryota; Metazoa; Arthropoda; Insecta; Lepidoptera; Tortricidae
Product: 6-phosphofructo-2-kinase/fructose-2,6-bisphosphatase-like
Exons: 9
Coding region: 471-2186 (571 amino acids)
Biological process (GO): fructose 2,6-bisphosphate metabolic process; fructose metabolic process
Cellular component (GO): cytosol
Molecular function (GO): ATP binding; 6-phosphofructo-2-kinase activity; fructose-2,6-bisphosphate 2-phosphatase activity
Source: RefSeq, a predicted model, not a curated record
GUCCCAUUUCGUUAUCUCGCUUUCGUAGCCGCGGCCUCGCCACAUCGCUGUACAGUGCGAGACGAAUCCGCGCCGGACGCAUCGCGUAAACAAUAACACGUUGACAAAAAUACUCCAUAUCUAACCACAUCGUAGUAUCCUAGUAAUUACAAUGCGUAAAAUACGCUCCGGUGUCAAGUAAGAACAGUAUAAAUCAGUGAAUUGACGGUGAUCUCGCAAUCUGCUGCGUAUAGAACCACAAAACUGUAUAACUUUUGUGUUAUAUCCCCUGUGAGAUGUUGGGGGAGAAUUUUGGUUAAGAAGUUGACUUUGGACGUUAAUUGGGACUUGUCUCGAAUGUGUAUUGAAACGUUUAUUGCCAUACACGGGCGCACUGCUAUGCGCCACGAUUUGGUGCAUUUCAUACGGCAUACAUCUUCCGACCACUACUGCGAAGGAAGGAUUUAGUUUUUGAGGCCAGAUCGCAAUCGAUGGCGCUACUGAGCAUCCGAGGCGAUUGGUCUACAUUUCUGUUCCUUAUAUACUACAAAAUCUAUUCAGCGAUCGUUUGGUUGGCCGGCAAUCACUGCCGUGGAACUGAUAAGGGUCGCUCAGUGAUAAGCGGCGUAGUCGGCGGACAGUCGCCAGGAGGCCUUCACAGAGUACGCACGCGUCGACGUAGACCGCAGCAGCAGCACCGCGCUAAGCACAUCGUCGCAUUGACUAGGAGACCCUCAUUGAGAAGAAUAGUUAUGGCACCCGGAGCGAGCACCGCCCACACCAUGCUUGAAGACAAGGAGAAAGCUCUCGGAGCCUUGGCCACUGCCACAGUGUCCCUGCGCACACGUCGCAUCAGCCAGUUCGCGCCGCUGCUAAUCGCGUUGGUCGGUCUGCCGGCCCGCGGCAAGAGUCAGCUGGCGCAUCAUCUGUCGCGCCAUCUCAACUGGAAUGGAGAGAGCACUAAAGUAUUCAACUGCAGCGAGUACCGGCGGCGUCACAUGGCGCUCUACGGCACGCACGACAUCUUCCGCGCGGACAACGCGCAGGGCUCCGCCAUCCGGCGGCAGAGCGCCCACGAGGCCGUGCAGGAUGCCGUACUGUGGCUCAAGGAUGGGAACAGUGUUGCUAUUUUCGAUGGCACCAACAUCACCCGCGAGCAGCGCAGAGAACUUAACGACUAUUGCCUGGAUAUGGGCUUCAGGAUCCUGUUCAUUGAGUGCGUCUGUGAGGACCAGGAGCUGCUCGAGAGGAACAUCAUUGAGAUCCUGCGUUACUCUGAAGACUACAAGUCAAUGAGCGAGGAGAAGGCUGUGGAUGAUUUGAGGAAGAAACUUGAGCAUUACAUGAGGCAGUAUGAGCCUAUUGAUGCGAAUUUAGAGACGAUCAGCUUUGUUCGUGUCGAGAACAUGGGAGAAACAGUGACCGCUCAUAAAGUUGCUGGCCAGAAGGAAUCUGGAAUCCUCGGCUAUCUUUCGGGCCUUCGUCCUCUGCCACAAACACUAUACUUCACCAGACAUGGCGAGAGCGAGUACAACGUGAUCGGUCGCAUCGGCGGAGACGCACUGCUCUCCCCGCGCGGGCAGAGCUACGCGCGCGGGCUAGCUCAGCACAUGAACGCCAUAGCUGACCGGGAGCCUCUGUCGGUCUGGACCUCGGAACUGAGACGCACCAAGCAAACGGCGGCGGAGAUUAGGGCUCCCAAGCGGGCUGUGCGAGCGCUCAAUGAGUUGGACGCUGGCAUCUGCGAAGGGCUAACAUAUGAGGAGAUGCAGGAGCGCUUCCCGCAGGAGUUCGCCUGGCGCGACCAAGACAAGCUGCGUUACCGCUACCCGUGGGGCGAGUCCUACAUCGACAUCAUGACACGACUGAGACCCGUGCUUUCGGCGCUGGAAGACGAGCACAAUGUCAUCGUGGUGGGCCACCAAGCCGUGCUGCGGUGUAUGCUGGGGUACUUUCUCGAUGCUAAGCUCGACGAGCUCCCCUACAUGAACGUGCCGCUUCAUACCAUCGUGAAGCUGACUUCACACGGCUACAAGUACAAAGUGGAGACCAUCAAACUGCCCAUCGAGUGCGUGGACACCCACCGCAAACAACCAAAGAACUGCUCGAUCACACGGAGUUCCAUCGACGCGUUGGUGACCGUGCCGUCGCACUACGACACUCUGCCGUCCAACCUGUGGCAGAACCCCGCCGAGGCGCAGCUGUAGGCGCGGAGGCCGGCCCGCGCGGCCGCCGCCACUCCGACCAUACCAGCAUUACCAGGGCCCGCGCCCGGAGCCCCGGCACUAUGCAGUCCACGGUAGUGAAAAACCUUGGAUUAAUAAAGAAACGAUAUCGCGCCGAGCGCCGCAAAAAGAGUGCGGUAACUUCUGUGUCGAGAGGUCAUUUUUCACUGCUGAUCGCAUUCUAAGCGAGCUCAGUGAAAAACUUUGGUGUCAUUCGUUUCUAAAAGUGUGGACGUUAAGCAAACUCUAAGAUGGAUUUUUAAUAGAAGUUAUUUCGUUUAAAAUUACUUUUAAGAAAUUUAAUUUUGCUUCAAAUAACGCUUGAUCGUCAAAGAUUAGCGCGAUUCGUACAAAUAUGUACGCAGAAUAUAUGACAAACCUGUGUAUGUAAUGUGAUCUUCCAAUGCGCAUUAAUAAGACUGAAGAAAUUGAAUCCAAUCCAAUGAAGAGUGUUGAAGUCAAUUCGAUAUACAUUAUUUUUGUGUUCGUUAUUCUUAAGUUAAUGGAUAAAUCCCUUUGCUAAGUUACUUUAUUCAAUGUUUUUCUAGUAUAUUUAAUGUAACUUGCAUGCUUACAGACCUAAGAUCUCUUGAUUUAUUUAAUAAGAAAUUACAACUUUGAACAGCUGUUGUUGUUCAAAGUUGAAAUAAUGACUCAGAUCCCCAGAAAAACAACAUACACGCUAUUUUUAUUAUCAGACAUUGAGUAUUCUUUUCGACCUUAUCAGUAAUAUUAAGUUUUAUUAUAAGUUUGAUCUUUUCUCUAAUUAGGACUAAUAUUAAUUAAUUACGCUUAUUUAGGGAUUUAUCGUAAUCUGCAGAUACGAGAAUCGAUAUGAUGUUUCACAUGCGCAGUAAUUGUUUAUUGUUGGUUUAGUUGGGCUAUUUGCACAGUUUUAAACUAUAUUUUUGUCUCUUUUUACUGCUAACUUGUGCGACUGAAAAUAUUUCAAUUGUGAAAUGUCAAUUUAAGCUAAGAGUUUUGUAGACGCCCUCCCCGUUAGUAGACAUGUAGAGAAUAUUCUUGUUCAGAGUAGUUUCGUGAACAAUAUUCUACUCGUUUAUGACAACGACUUUUUAAUCGUAAUAAUUAGUAAUACGGGGAUUGGGAAUUAUUAGACAAUAGCUCAUUAGUAUUGUAAGAAUAAGAGCACAUUUACUCGUGACAUAGGAUUCUGUUACAUUUAAGGAAAUUAUUUUCCACUUAUUGUACCUUAAUUUUCAUAGAGUUGGAGUAGAGGGAUUGGAACAGUCUAUUAAGCAUUAUGAUUGCGUGAAGACGUAGGUUCUCAAUAUUAAAAUAUAUAGUUUUUUAAAAUAAAUAAUUAAAUUAAUA